AUGACGGGGCUUCCAACCGCCCCGUACGCCCAGCUCCGGGCGAGGGAGCUGCGAAUCCUCCAUGAGGCCGCGUGGAAGCUUUCGUAUGUGGAGCUGUGCGAAUCCAAUCCGGCGGAUGGCCGGCGAAAUGGCGGUGGUGGAGGGGUCAUCGAGGCCUUCCUACCGUGGAUGCUCGCGUGGGCGACGCCCUCGUCGGGGUUUUACCACGAUUUCCUCGCCGCCUUGGAUUUUUUCCACGGCGAUCGCGCGUGGGGGCGUCGGGAAGGCGUGAAGGUUUGCCUGGCUCAGGCAUUUCAACACAUUGCGGAGGUGGAUCGGUGGUAUCGCGCGCGGGCGCGUGGUGGGGAUUUCGCGGCGUCCGCAAGCAACGGGGCCCUUUUGCUCGCGUUUUUGCUCCGACGACCCCCAAAGGAGGUUGAGGCCGGCGCGUCGCAGGGAAAGGAGCGCCGCCGCGAUACCGCGUUGAGGCCGGGUUCGCUUCUCGACGAGACCGUCGUCGCGGCGGCUUUGGUGUGUUUGGCGCCCGCCCUCUGGUCGCCCCCAACGCUCUCGUCUUCGUCUCCGUCGUCGUCCUCUUCGUGGUUUGGGGGGAUGGAGGAGGUGGAGAAGCAAAUCCACUCCCUCUUGUUAUCCUUCCCACUCGUGCUACGGCGGGGUUUGCUGCCGUGGUGGCGGCAACGUCGUCUCGCGCGUGAGGAGCUCGCCGGGGUGGAUCGCUGCUUCGCGAGGGUUUUGCCCCCCGCGGCUGCGCCCCCGACGCUUCGUCGGAUGGCGAUCACGUGGUUUUUAGCCACGCGAGGCGUCGUGGAUUGCGCGCUCGAACCCCCCAACCCCUCUUCGCUUCGGUCCGACCCCCAGGACGGGUUGUUCGCCAAGGGCGAGGUCGAGGCGGGGUUGGCGUGGAUUCGCGGCGAGGGCGAGCGGCUUUUUGUGGAACUCCUCGAAAGCGGGGCGCGAGCGCGGGCGCCGCCCUCGCGGGAGGGCGAAGAAGAAACCCCCCGGUUGGAUGGCAUGCGUCUUCCUUUCCACCCCGCGCCCGCCCUCCGGCGGCGCUCCGGCGCACCCGAGCGCGCGGCUUUAAAGGUGCGCGCCCUCUUGCGGAGUGCGUUACCCCGCGGGUUCGCGGUGGAGGUGCUUUCGCAGUGCUUUCCCGAGGUCGAGGCGCGCCAUCUUCGGAUUCGAAAAGAACCCCCCCCUCCCCCCCUCGCGUUUACGAGCGGGCAAGGAAAGGAUGCACGGGUUUCCUCAUCCAAGGGAUCUCCUGAACAGUCGUUGCCGCCACUCGGGGAGGUCGAGUUAGAGUGUCUUCUUUCAAUCGCCGGGGAUAAGCUGUCGGAGGAGGUGAAAACCACGCUCUGUGAAAUUAACAGAUCAAGAGAGGCAGAGAACCGAUCGCAGAGAGCUCGUGAAGAGCUUCGGGUGGCGAUGCAACGUGAAUCAACCCGGAAGAAUCCCUCAAACUCGACUGAUAUCAUGAAAAACGAAGGAGUGCAUGUGAAAUCCGAGGCGGUAGCUGCACAAUCGCAAAAUUUAACCCUCUAUUGGAUGAACCUUGUGCUGCGACUUACUCUGCAGCCCACUGGACAUAAAGACGAAUACAACGACGACCACAGUGAGCAGGUGCUUUACAAAGCUGAGAUGCCAAUCCAUGCGAAUAGACAACGACCGGGUAUUCCACUAAGGAAGCGCGCAACGCCAGGUGAGCAGCUCCACCGCAUUCUAUCAACCGAGACACCACGAUCCCCCAUCCCAGAUCAGGGGAUUGAUAAGGACGGUCCUCCACAUCGAGGGUUGCAUGCAAAAAGUUGGAAGGAUAUUUUCUACGAGAUUCGUACUGAAAUAAAGGAUCUUCAGCGGCACGCACGCGAGGCUUCAUCUCCCAAGGCUCACUUCUGCACCAUCGAACACAUGCAGGGUGAUUUAAAUAUCCAAGAGCAGCUGGAGGCGCUCAUCUUACGUGAGUGCCUUGGUCUCUAUGAUUCCGACAAAUCCAAUGAAAGUAUUCGACCUCAAGAAGAAGAGGCCGAUCUAAGGAACGAACAAGAAGACGCGCUUUGGAUGAUUAACAGCCUCAUCCUCUGUCUAGACGUCAUUCAAAAAGGGUCCUCAUUGCCAUUUGUGAUGACGAGCAUCUACCCUAUGUGUAGCCUCGCGCAGACGCCUCAAGAUUCCCCACCCCCCACAAUCGACCGGGAUGGAGCAAACAAAGAUGGAAACUAUUCCACCACAGCCAUUAUGGCAUCCCUGAAAAAGUGGUGCAAGUUUGUUCAAUAUCAUGUGCAUGAGCUGCUUUUCGAAACGCCCUUGGUGGAGCGAUUUUCAGAAGAAGCGAUGCGCGUGGGAAAGGGGGAAUCCACUGGUGUGGGCGUUGUCGAUCGCCCGCUUCCCACCCCUGCUGCGAGCGCGAUUCAGCGGGCGUCGGCAGGGCUCGCGCACGUAACGCGGCCGCUGAUGGCGUUUCUUCGCCUCCUCUCCCUGGAAGGCUGCCUUGUUGAGCUACGCCUGGAAAAGCUUUUGAGGCAACAACCCCCACCAUACACGACAGGGAUACGAUCAAGAGAAAAGUGCAGCACAACCGAAAGCAUGCUGCGCUCGAUUGAGGCAGAUCAAGCGCGGACUCAAUCAAUCCUGCGUGAUUUAUACGUGAUGGUACGGGAACCCAUCUCCACCGCCCUGCUUGAUUUAACCGCAACAGGAUCCUUGCAAUCAUCCUUGUUGUGGGAGAAUGCCGAUGUGGUGCGUAGUGGGCUGCAGACUGCUAUUCUUGUAGGGGCGUGGAAGGACCUGCGGUGGAUCUGCGAGAGGCUGCUUCUUUCUCGUCGGGCGCAAGAACCCAGCGGAAGGACCUCGGACGAAGAGAUGUCAUUUUUAGCCCGCCUUCUACCCGUUUCUGUCGCCGCACUUUUCGCGUCGCUCAAUCGACCGAACGGGAGUGGGAGCUUUUCAGAUGAAUUCAAAUCCUUCGCGAGCUCGCUAGUUCAGACCACUCAGAAGCAUGCUGAGCUACGAUCCUCCUGUGGUGAUACUAAAACGGACGAAAAGGCAGCAGAUCUUGGACACGCGAGAGAAGGCGCCUUUGAAGAUUUCAUCAAAUUUCUUUCAGCGUUGGAGCGGAGUCUGAGGGGCCGUGUUGCGAGCGCGACCACACGGCUUCGUCAAGAAGCGUAUCGUCAGCCUCGCUAUGUGGAACGACUGGCCCUGGCGCGUCCCCUGCACGUGUUUUCGGCUACCUUUGAGAAUUCACCGUUGACCGGUUUUCCAACUUAUGACGAGAAAUUGGGGCGGAUGCAGAGAUUCCUCUCCUUUUCGACGCUUCUUAUUCACCCGAUGCACGGAACGGAACUCUGGAAUCGGUUUCAGCGAAACAGAGCAAGAGAUCACGGGGUCGAUGGUGAGGAAGACACUCACAUCGAAACUGCGCAUGGGCAUACGGCGUCGUUGAGUGAAGAGACCGUCAAAUCGGCCGUUUCCUGUUUACUGAAGUCCUCGCCGGGCGAAUAUGAAGCCUUUAAGCGCCUUGAGUCUAAGCUCCCUGCGAGGCGGCGUCCCGAAGCGGCAGAGCUAGAGAAGGCCUCCGAGGCGGCUUCGAAUUCGUCCUCCAAGCCCAUCGAAAGGGCUGCAGGUGGGAAGGCUAUCCAAGAGGCGUGGAGAGUUUGGACCACGGCCCUGCUCCAUCAUCCGAACCUGUUGCCGAAAGAAACCGUCCUGCGCGUGUUUUGGUCUCUGCGGCACAUUCCACACACGAAACACUUCAUCUCGAUGGCCCUCUCCGAGGCGGUGAUCGAGGCGUCGCCGACCUUCCAAGACGCCAUCGAGGCGGUGCGGAUGUCCCUCAGCACCCUCCCCCACGGGGGCGCCACGGCGGUGCAGCAUCACAUGCUCCUCGGCAUCCUCGAUCGCCUGUGUGGGGGUGCCGCGGAAAAGGGGGAAGAGGGAACUACCAGGAACCCCCGGGAGGACUUCCGUACCGGCCUCGAGGACUACACCUAUACCCCCAAACGCGAGUUCUGGAACGGCCCCACAGCUCCCUUUCAGGUCAAGAAAGGGCUGGUCGCGGUGGUCUGCGCGUGUCACGACCUCUUGCAUCUUGACAAGGGAAAGCGGCCCGGCACCCCCGUGCGGCCUGUGGCGUUGGUGCCCCAACACCUCCUCGUGCGGCUCCUCCACGCCGCCGUUGGCGAUGCGGCGGUGACACGGCAUCUUUACCGGCUUUUCUGGAGUCAGCCCUACUCGCGCGUGGAAGGGGUGAAGGUGUUUCUUUCCGCCUUAAAAGCCGCCCGGGAUUCCCGUGGGCUUGGGCAGCACGAGUGGGAACAGGAGGACUUCGCCGCGCGAGCGAUGAUGGAUUUCCUGUUUCUGUGUAGUGGGGUUGUGGAAGUCGUCAGGACCCAACACGGUGAAGUUGCUACCACAGAUGAAGUAACUCAACGGCGUCCACAGCACUUCUCAGCCGAAAAUCACCGAGUUUUGUGGCAAGCCUUUGUUCACACAUGCCGCUCUAGGGUCGUCGCAGAGGCAACCGCGUUGCAGAUAGUGCGUGCCUAUAAGAGCUGCCGUCUUAUCGACGAGGUCGAAGAACUCCUUGUCAAUGCAUCGUACGAGGUCAAGAAAUGA
Messenger RNA from Phytomonas sp. EM1, 4614 nucleotides. The record is from the annotation of a GenBank genome assembly. Lineage: Eukaryota; Euglenozoa; Kinetoplastea; Trypanosomatida; Trypanosomatidae.